Messenger RNA from Mya arenaria, 567 nucleotides. RefSeq names its product keratin-associated protein 6-2-like. The record is from RefSeq and is a predicted model, not a curated record. NCBI's taxonomy places the organism in Eukaryota, Metazoa, Mollusca, Bivalvia, Myida, Myidae. The coding region runs from base 23 to 448 and encodes 141 amino acids. The transcript has 4 exons.
GAGCAACUCAUAGCGCCCAAACAUGAAGACUACCGCCGUGAUUCUCGCUGUUAUGGUUUUUGCAGCCGUCCUUAUCCAGGACAUUGAUGCCCGGGGCCGAUGUCGCUGUAGCAAAUGGUGCAACAAGAAAUUCGAGUAUCCCCUGGGCCGAUGUGGCAAAUGGGGCGGUGUUGUGUGCUGUAGGCGCUGGUGGGGUGGAUAUGGAGGCGGAUACGGAGGCGGAUACGGAGGCGGAUAUGGUGGCGGCUAUGGAGGCGGCAUGGGCUGGGGAGGAUACGGAGGUGGAUAUGGGGGAUAUGGGGGCGGAUACGGAGGUGGAUAUGGAGGUGGUUGGGGUGGAUACGGAUGGGGAAAGAGGGGCGGUUAUGGAGGUUACGGUGGAGGUUACGGUUAUGGUGGCGGUUAUGGUGGUUAUGGCGGUGGCUAUGGAUGGGGCAAGAAAUAUUGAACCAUCUCGGCAUAAACUGGAAUUUCGGACCUUUUACUGGAACGUUUUACCGGACAGAGAAUCUUUGCUCAAUUUACUUUUCUGUUAUCUCAGUAAAAAUAAAUAUAUCUAAACUCGCA